UUGUUUUCGCUGCAGCUUACUGUGUAGUAUUGAGUUUGGUUUCCUAUGCUCCUCUGGUACUGUACAGUCACAAUGUCAGAAAGUGCAGAGGGAGUCGAAAGGGUCUGACAUGAAAAGCCAUGGCUCUGCAGGCAAAAUGCAUUCGUCGUGCACUGUGUCUCUUUGUGUUCAUAAUUCUUGUCAGAGGUUUCCAUGAGUUGACGAUUGAGUAUAACAAAACAAUUAAUGUAAUAGCUGGUCAGAGUAUCAGUCUAAAAUGCAUUCUGGAAAACAAAGAAAACCUCACAAUCAGCAUGAUUGACUGGACCAAAGAAGUUAAUGGUCAUCCUGAACUGAUUGUAAUUACGAACGGCAGGAACAUCAGUCAUGGCAAAAAUUACACUUCUUUUCAGUUUGAAUCCAAGUCUAUACAUUCAUCAAAAAACAGAAACGGAAAUUUAUUCAUCCCGAAUCUAAAGGCUUCUGAUACCGGAAAAUACACCUGUUCAUUCAGUACGUUUCCAUUGGGUAACGCAAAAGUAUAUAUGAAUCUCAAUGUUGCUAAUGAAGUUGAUUUACAGGAGAAUGCUGUGGAACAACUGAAUGUGUUUGAAGUAAUGCUGAACAGCAUAAUACAAAUCCCUUGUGGCUUUAAUGCUGGCGCCAAACACAAUUUUACACUGGAAUGGUUAACAAAAGAAAAUGGAACUGAAGAAAGGCUUAUAUAUGCAAACAGGUUUGAAAAUGAAAUCAAUAACAUCACCCAAUACAUAGAUAGAAUCUCUCUUGGAAGGAACUACAGUUUGCGCAUCAAUUCUAGUAUGACUGUGGAUGAAAGAGAUUUCAUAUGUCGGGUAGAGACAUCAUAUGAUUCAGGAUUCACCAUCAUAAAUAAAGUAAAUAUAUUUGCUGAACCAAAGACCCCACAAAUCAAUGAGGUACUGGACUACACUGACUUGAACAAUGUACACCUGACAGCAACUUGUGUCUCAGCAGAAGCAUUUCCAAAACCAAAUAUUACCUGGUACUUGGAUGGAAAUCCUCUUCGAAAUGGUGCUAAUGGUUCUAAUAUAACAUCUGAAAUUUCCCUGGAUGCGAAGGGCCUAUAUAAAGUGAAAACAAAAUUGCUUUUACUGACUGAAUAUGACCAAUGGAAGAAUCUUUGGUGUGAAGCGAUGUUUUCUCUGCCUUCAAACAAAAUGGAAGCUAUUUCAUCUAGAAAGAUACAGCAUCAGAAAGAUCUAGGCAGCAUUGAAUUUACUCCAUAUGAUCAAUAUGAGGUGUUUGCUGGAAGCGAUUUGAAUGUUUUGUGCCAUAGCAACAGUUCAGCGACUUUGCAAUACAAAUGGACAAAGGACAAUAGGACAGUGUCAAGUUCAGAUUUGCUGACAAUGAAAAAUGUAACGGAGGAAACUGCUGGAAUUUACACUUGUAGUGUAAAUAUUCCAGGGACAAACCUAAGCAGCCAUGGUAACAUUGUUGUUACAUUUAAAGAUAAUUACACGCCACCCACUAAAGUGACCUCAGAAACAUUGUUUCCUGCAGCGUCUAGCAAAGGCACUGAAUCUUAUACAAGCAGCAAUUUCAUUAUCGGUAUCGGACCAUCUUCUGGUACAGAUUCAUUUACUACCUUUGAACCAUCUAACCAUACUGAAGCAACUGAAACCAUUCAACCAUCCCCUAGAAUUGGGCUAUCAGUCAGCACAGAGGCAUCAAUCGGCACUGCUUCAUCCACCAUCUCUGACUCGUUGACUAUAAAUUCAACAUCCAUCACCAUUCAACCUUUGGCAAGCAACGGACCAUCAAUCAACAUUAAUUCAUCCAUCAGUAAUGAACCUACAAUUACUGAUCAGUCAAACUUGAUUACUCAAACAUCAACUAGUCGUGAGCUAAUCUCUACCGUCAAAUUAGGGAGCGAAGAAGAAUCCGAAGGAACUGUUUCAGUGGCUAUCGUGGUAUCCAUAAUCGUAAUCCUAAUAAUGUGUACAGCAUUAGCAAUGUACUUAAUCAAACGAUGGCAAAGCAGGAAAAUUUAUGAAGUUAACCAAGUACAGGAUUUUGGAGGAGCCCAAGCUAAGAACAGUGGGAUGGACCUCCACCAUUUAAACCCCCUCCACCACCAAUAAAAUACUCAGCCAUUCAAGGUCCUACUGCAUAUGACUGAACUGUGAGGCAGAAGCAACACACUUCUUUUUGCAAUUUACUUUUCAUUCACUUUUAAUUGUGGUGCAGUAUUCAAGUGUAAUAAAUCCUUUUUCUUUUGUGCAUGUGUUAUAAGAGCAAACAUUAUAAACAUCCACAGGUAAUAUUCUGCAAUUUCUCUAAAUUGUGAAUAGGUCUGAUGGAAUGUACUGUUUUAAUAUUUCUAGAGUUUAUUGCCUGCCCUGAAGAUGUUUGCCCCUCCCUACCUCAGUGACCUGCUAAUCCCUUAUGAACCUGUCCGCUC
Molecule: messenger RNA, 2425 nt
Organism: Callorhinchus milii (elephant shark)
Lineage: Eukaryota; Metazoa; Chordata; Chondrichthyes; Chimaeriformes; Callorhinchidae
Product: T-cell surface protein tactile
Exons: 14
Coding region: 120-2105 (661 amino acids)
Biological process (GO): inflammatory response; cell-matrix adhesion
Source: RefSeq, a predicted model, not a curated record